Messenger RNA from Neltuma alba, 1923 nucleotides. Its product is annotated as probable beta-1,4-xylosyltransferase IRX10L. Gene Ontology annotation, biological process: plant-type secondary cell wall biogenesis; glucuronoxylan biosynthetic process. The transcript has 4 exons. Gene Ontology annotation, molecular function: glucuronoxylan glucuronosyltransferase activity; 1,4-beta-D-xylan synthase activity. The record is from RefSeq and is a predicted model, not a curated record. Bases 393 to 1637 code for a protein of 414 amino acids. Lineage: Eukaryota; Viridiplantae; Streptophyta; Magnoliopsida; Fabales; Fabaceae.
CCAGCUAGUUCCUCCUCCUUCUAUAAUGAAUCAUCAAUCAUUUCCAUUAUUUAUUUAUUUUUCACCGAAUCGUUGAGCUCGUUUUCUCUGUUUCUUCAAAGCAAAUUCAUGUUUAUUUUUUGUGGGUUCAUCUAAUCUGUCUCUCUCGUUGCUGCUAGGAAGAACCCAUAUCCCUUUCUUCUAGCUGAGCCUCGCAAGCUCAAAUCCUAAGAAAUCUCCCACAACUGCUUUCGCUUGCGACAUCUUAACUGUCAUCUUCUUCUGCUGAUUAAGCUUGACUUGCUUUCAUUAUUCGUCCCGUCUUUUGAGACCAUGUUUGUAUAAACCUUUCGUUCUUCCUGCGUGUCUGCAAGUGAGCAUCCGAGUAUUAGGUUGUGAGGAUUCAAAAAUGGAUGCUUGGAAUCGGGUUUUCUUUGGCUCCUUUUGCUGCUGUUCUCUGUACAACUGGUGCUGUGCAGCGGGGUGGUAAUCAACCUACUGAGAGAAUUUCAGGUAGUGCUGGUGAUGUACUUGAAGACAAUCCAGUGGGCAGGCUGAAGGUCUUUGUUUAUGAACUUCCAAGCAAAUACAAUAAGAAAAUUCUGCAAAAGGACCCCAGAUGCCUCAACCAUAUGUUUGCAGCUGAGAUCUUUAUGCACAGAUUUCUUUUGUCUAGCCCUGUUCGGACCGUUAAUCCUGAAGAAGCUGAUUGGUUUUAUACCCCCGUAUACGCUACCUGUGAUCUGACCCCAAAUGGCCUUCCCUUACCUUUCAAGUCACCACGAGUGAUGAGAAGUGCUAUCCAGCUUAUUUCUUCAAACUGGCCUUACUGGAAUCGGACAGAAGGGGCAGAUCAUUUCUUUUUGGUUCCUCAUGACUUUGGAGCAUGCUUCCAUUACCAGGAAGAGAAGGCUAUUGAGAGAGGAAUUCUUCCAUUGCUACAGCGUGCAACCUUGGUGCAAACAUUUGGUCAAAAGAAUCAUGUGUGCUUGAAGGAAGGUUCAAUCACCAUUCCUCCCUAUGCUCCUCCGCAGAAAAUGCAGACGCAUCUAAUUUCUGAAAAGAUCCCUAGGUCCAUUUUUGUUUACUUUCGAGGACUGUUCUAUGAUGUUGGAAAUGACCCUGAAGGGGGCUACUAUGCGAGAGGUGCAAGAGCAGCAGUUUGGGAGAACUUCAAGGACAAUCCACUUUUUGACAUUUCCACCGAGCAUCCAACCACAUACUACGAGGACAUGCAGCGAGCCGUGUUUUGUUUGUGCCCACUUGGCUGGGCCCCUUGGAGUCCAAGACUGGUUGAAGCCGUCAUAUUCGGUUGCAUCCCUGUUAUCAUUGCAGAUGAUAUUGUUCUACCAUUUGCUGAUGCAAUCCCAUGGGAAGAGAUUGGAGUGUUUGUUGAUGAGGAGGAUGUUCCCAAGUUGGAUACCAUACUCACAUCUAUACCCCCAGAAGUAAUACUAAGAAAGCAGAGAUUGCUUGCUAACCCUUCCAUGAAACAAGCCAUGUUAUUCCCUCAACCUGCUCAAGCAGGCGAUGCAUUCCAUCAGAUUCUGAAUGGGCUUGCUCGUAAGCUGCCACAUGACAAGAGUGUAUACUUGAAACCUGGCGAGAAGAUCCUGAAUUGGACUGCUGGUCCUGUCGGUGACUUGAAACCUUGGUAACAAAUUAUGACAGUUUUCUUCACAUAGCCAUUUGUGAUUCUUCACAUAUGUCUUGGUCAAUACUCCAAAUGUUCAUACGGUUGGGUUGUAAUUGAGAAGCCAGUUUUUCUUUGAUACUGUAAAUUUUGGCAUUUUCUCGGACAGUAUAUGAAAUCAUAAAAUCUUUAUUUUGGAGCUCUGUUUCUCCAUAUUUGUUUGUCACACAAGCUGCAUUUAUUUGUAAGUGUUAUUUGUUACAGAAAUUCCUAGUUUCACUUGGUGAAAACUAGUUUCGUCUGGAGUUCAA